GCGGUGUCGAUUGGAAUCAAAUCGUCAAUAAGGGAGGGGGAGGAGGAAGUGUCCCUGAAGGAAAAUUACGUGUCAAAUUUCUUUUGAAAAUGUCGGACAACGAAUCAAAGGCUACUGCCUUAAUGGCAGAAGCCGAAAAGAAGUUGAAUUCUUCCAAAGGUUUCCUCGGGAACCUUUUCGGUGGCUCCUCCAAAGUGGAAGAUGCUGUUGACUGUUAUCAGCGGGCUGCCAAUCUUUUCAAGAUGGCUAAAAAUUGGAGUGCGGCAGGAAAUGCCUUUUGCCAAGCAGCCAAUCUUCACCAAAAAGCUGGCAGUCGACAUGACGCAGCAACAAAUUAUGUUGAUGCAUCCAACUGCUUCAGAAAGUCUGAUCCUAAUGAGGCUGCCACCUGUUUGAUGAAGGCCAUCGAAAUCUACACUGACAUGGGACGCUUCACGAUGGCUGCCAGGCACCAUCAGUCAAUUGCAGAGAUUUAUGAGCUAGAAGCAAUUGAUCUUGAAAAAGCUGUUAAACACUAUGAGCAGGCAGCAGACUUCUUUCAAGGUGAAGAAAGCAGUUCAUCUGCCAAUAAGUGUGUUUUGAAGGUGGCCCAGUAUGCUGCUCAGCUGGAACAUUACGAUAAAGCAAUUCAGAUUUAUGAACAGGUUGCCUCAUCAUCAUUGAACAAGUCUCUUUUGAAGUACGGGGUCAAAGAGUACUUCUUCAAGGCAGCUCUUUGCCACUUGUGUGUUGAUCUUCUCAAUGCUCAACAUGCAUUGGAACGAUAUGUCCAGCUUUACCCUGCCUUCCAGGACUCGCGAGAGUAUAAGUUUGUCCAGACAUUGAUUGAACAUGUUGAAGAACAGAAUCCUGACGGUUUCACUGAUGCAGUAAGGGAUUAUGACUCGAUAUCACGCCUAGAUCAGUGGUACACAUCAAUUUUGCUACGUAUUAAGAAACAGGUCAAUGACAACCCAGACCUCCGCUGAAAAAUUAAUUUUGUCUAUAUUGGGAAUGUGUGCGUCUCUCGCCUUAAUUUUUUUGUUAAGUUUGGUUAAGUUCAGUUAACUAAUUACGUUUGUGUGCUGCUUUCAUAUUUUGUAAAUGUAUUUUAUUUCUUUUAAAAUUGUAGUCUAACUUCUGUAGAUUUUUUUUCUUUUUCUUUCUUUUUGUAAAGAAUUUUCUUAAAUUCCUGUAUGCAUUCAGAUCUCAUCAAGAAUUUAACAUCUUGGUUUUAUGAGUGUACAUUCCACUCAUAACAUUUAGGUUUAGGUAUUUUUAUUUCUAGCUUAAAAACAAUUUUUCAUGAUUCUUUAAAAUCAUAGCCUGGUCUGGAGUCGAUAGGAUGGGUUCUAAGGCCUACACAUCCCUUCAUUCUUGUUCCAUUUUCAAGUCACAACUUGCAUAACUGCAUCAAAUACUAAUAUGACUCCUGUAUUGAUUUUAUUUUCUGUUUUACAUAGCUUUGACUGGAAAGAAUGUCUGUUUUGGAAAAUUUAAAAGUGAUACUAUCCAUAAUACGUAGUCAGAUGUGUUUGUUUCCUCAAGUCAAAGACUAGAUGCUCAUAUAAACUCUAUUUCAUCCUACACAAAUUCUAAAUGAUAUAAUAAUUUGCUGAAUGGAUUUUAUUUGUCUACUUACUUUAUGCUAUUACGCUGCUUAAAAAUUUUGUGAUGAUAGUAAUUUAAUUGUAUGUAUUGUUUUGAGUUUUUUGCAUGAGAGACAAUCCACAUGUCGAUGACUCAGUAGAGAAAGUCUUUCUCUUCUCUUUUUUCCUGGUCUAAAUGUGUGGAGUGUGGUGGUAAUUCCAAAGGUUAAUGUUCAGGGCUUUUCUUACCUGGAUGGCACAUUGCAUUGCGUGGUGUGACCUGAUGCACUCAGAACCUAGACUAGGGCCAUAUCUAUUAGCAUUUGAGGUCAUUAAUCUGUCCAUUUGCAGCAUAUAGCACUAUGGGAAGAAACACCCUGUAUGUUGAGGACAGACCAUGUUGAGGACUUGCGUCUGUUGGCUAUCAUUUAAGCCUUAAAUUUAGACUCUUUAUCUUUGUAUCCUUGCUUAAUAUUCCACUCACCAUUUGUUUCCCCUAUGAAUGUUACAGUUUAUAUACAACAUCUAAGUUUUUACAUUUUUUAUUGUAGCAGUAUAAUAAUGUUAUGCAUAGUUGGUCCUGGCAUGCAACAGUAUCAUACAUGCCAGGCAAUCUGGAGUCAACAGUGCUAUGGGAAUUUCUUUCUGUUUGUGAUAAUGUUUUGUAAGUUGUAAGUGGAGUAGAUGUGAUGAGUGCAGUGUUCCUUCUUCACUAAAUAUUUCACUAUUAGAUGCUUAGUGUGCAGUUUAAUCAUCAUGGGAGGAUUCAAGUCAACAAUAAAUGUGAUGUGCUCAAAGGGAUAUGCACUUUAGUGCAAAAUUCAUACUGCCUCACAUUUUUAUAGGGAUUAAUGAGCCACAUAAUUCUGUAGAAUUUUGACAUAUAUUACAUAAAUCAUGAUUGUUUGGAGGAUGUGCUAACAUAAGUUCAGGGAGUCCAUGUAGCAGUGAUCUUUUAGUGUCUGUGACCUUUCAAUGAUCACUGGCUUUGUAUUUAUUUUCUUUGUGAUUACAAAUGAUUUGCUUUGCCUUUCUGGAAAGGGCUCAGUUUUACCUCCAAUUAAACUGGGAAGUCAUCGUACUAUCCAGCAUGUAAAUAAAUACUGUUGAUUUUUUUCAAA
This is a messenger RNA of Frankliniella occidentalis (western flower thrips), 2689 nucleotides long. RefSeq names its product alpha-soluble NSF attachment protein (gene alphaSnap). The coding region runs from base 90 to 968 and encodes 292 amino acids. NCBI's taxonomy places the organism in Eukaryota, Metazoa, Arthropoda, Insecta, Thysanoptera, Thripidae. Gene Ontology annotation, cellular component: vacuolar membrane; SNARE complex. Gene Ontology annotation, biological process: intracellular protein transport; SNARE complex disassembly. The record is from RefSeq and is a predicted model, not a curated record. Gene Ontology annotation, molecular function: soluble NSF attachment protein activity; syntaxin binding. The transcript is spliced from 5 exons.